Molecule: messenger RNA, 775 nt
Organism: Eutrema salsugineum
Lineage: Eukaryota; Viridiplantae; Streptophyta; Magnoliopsida; Brassicales; Brassicaceae
Product: mediator of RNA polymerase II transcription subunit 7a
Exons: 6
Coding region: 124-630 (168 amino acids)
Biological process (GO): regulation of transcription by RNA polymerase II
Cellular component (GO): mediator complex; core mediator complex
Molecular function (GO): transcription coregulator activity
Source: RefSeq, a predicted model, not a curated record
AAGAUAGAAUUUUUUUUGGUUUUCGACACACUAAGAUAGAUUUAAUUUCAACUCCUUUCAUCUUUUUUACUCAGCGAGCUUCUGAAGAACUGUGAUUCAUCGCCUUUGAUCAGUCCCUGGAGAAUGGCUACAGCCACGUAUCCACCUCCUCCUCCGUAUUACAGACUCUACAAGGAUUACUCAGAAAACCCUAGCUCUGCUCCUGAACCUCCUCCUCCUGUUGAAGGAACCUACGUUUGUUUCGGAGGCAAUUACACUACCGAGGAUGUUCUUCCGAGCCUAGAAGAGCAAGGAGUGCCUCAGCUUUAUCCCAAAGAUUCAAAUGUUGAUUACAAGAAAGAACUCCGUUCUCUUAAUAGAGAACUACAGUUACAUAUAUUGGAGCUAGCCGAUGUUCUUGUUGAGAGACCUUCUCAAUAUGCAAAGAGAAUUGGUGAAAUAUCUUCAAUCUUCAAGAAUUUGCAUCACCUUCUCAAUUCCUUGAGACCUCACCAAGCGAGAGCAACACUUAUUCACAUUAUGGAACUUCAAAUUCAGCAGCGAAAACAAGCCGUGGAGGACAUUAAGAGGAGGAGAGAAGAAGCACAACGACUUCUUAAGGAUGCUUUCGUCACUUUAGAUGGACAAUAAAGGUUUUCUACCCAUUUUGUGUAACACCUGUUUGCUAGGAUUUUUGAUUUUCUCUUUGGUUUGUGAUAUAUUUGCGUUGCUCUUUUGAUUUUCUGAAAUAAAAUAUUUUAAAUUUGCAAAAUAUUGUCUGUGAAAAGGAAAAAAC